Molecule: messenger RNA, 1165 nt
Organism: Aedes albopictus (Asian tiger mosquito)
Lineage: Eukaryota; Metazoa; Arthropoda; Insecta; Diptera; Culicidae
Exons: 5
Coding region: 8-1165 (385 amino acids)
Biological process (GO): sensory perception of smell; detection of chemical stimulus involved in sensory perception of smell
Cellular component (GO): plasma membrane
Molecular function (GO): olfactory receptor activity; odorant binding
Source: RefSeq, a predicted model, not a curated record
CGGAAACAUGAGUGCCGUCCAGAUAUACCAGCAGAGUAUACGCAUACUCAAGUUCAACGCCAUUGCAGUUGGCGUAUCUCUGUGGAACCCUGACCAGUUUUUAAUCUUUGGAUCGUACUCGAUCAUGACGCAGAUGGUCAUCUACUUUUGGUGCAACUUUUGGACCGUUCACAAGUACCGCCACGAUAUAAUCCAUGUGAUGGAGGUGUUGAACUGUGCUGGGAUAGCGUUUCAGCUAUCGGUGAAGUUUUUCAUUGCCAUGUAUAACAAAACUAAAAUCCGGGGUUUACUACAGACCAUUGAGGACGAGCUUUAUGCACGCUAUCCGGAUCGAUCGAGUCAGGAGGGAGAUAUUGUGUACAUAUUUGCGAAAAAGUACAAUAUUUUGCUCAAGGUACUCGCUGUGCUGUAUUGCUCAACUCUGUUGGUAUUCGCACUGUACCCUUUGUACAUCUAUUACUCGGAACGGAAAUUUAUUCCGUUGUUCAUGUUUGAAGUUUCUUACGUCGAUUGGCACACCGUGUGGGGCUAUUUAUUGACCAAUUUCGUGCAGGUACUUACAUAUGUAAUGGGACUAAAUGGGAUGAUUUUGGCGGAUGGACUUUUGGUGUUACUCGUUGUGCAUGGGUUGGUGUACAUGGAAGUAUUCAUGAUCCAUUUGGGAGAACUAGGAAAACUGCUGGAGUCAUAUGAGGCGAGUGAAAAUGAAGAGGAGAUCUUUAGGCUCUGGAGAGAGUGCCUUUUGGAGCAUCAGACUAUUUUGGAAUACUUCAGUGAUAUUGAAAACAUCAACGGUGGAAUGAGUUUGAUUCUUGUGUUCACUGGUGUAUUCGCCAUAUGUGACAAUCUGGUUUUAUGUGCUCUGACUGAUUGGUAUGCUUCCUAUCUAUUUCUUAUGAUAUGCUUUGUCCAGAUGACAAUCUAUUUCACAGUUGGAAAUGCUGUGGAACUGAAGAGUGACGCGCUCGAUAUAAGCGUUGUCAAUUUCCCGUGGCAUCUGCUCGAUGGUGACCUUCAAAAAGAGUACCUAUUUUUAAUUUGUAGAAUGCGGCAACCUAUUAUUUUAACAGUGUAUGGAUUUUCCGAUCUUAGUCUGGAAACCUAUAUGUCGAUUUUGAAAGCUCUAUAUCAAUUUGCCAUGAUGAUUCUGAACUUUUUGACGUAA